Molecule: messenger RNA, 652 nt
Organism: Vombatus ursinus (common wombat)
Lineage: Eukaryota; Metazoa; Chordata; Mammalia; Diprotodontia; Vombatidae
Product: cytochrome P450 2C19-like
Exons: 5
Biological process (GO): xenobiotic metabolic process
Cellular component (GO): intracellular membrane-bounded organelle; cytoplasm
Molecular function (GO): oxidoreductase activity, acting on paired donors, with incorporation or reduction of molecular oxygen, reduced flavin or flavoprotein as one donor, and incorporation of one atom of oxygen; iron ion binding; heme binding
Source: RefSeq, a predicted model, not a curated record
AUGGACUUUUUUGACACAGGAUGCCUUAUCAUAAGCAAUGGCGAGAGAUGGAAGCAAACCCGCCGCUUCUCCCUCAUGACCCUGAGGAAUUUUGGGAUGGGGAAGAGGAGCAUUGAAGAGCGAGUCCAAGAAGCGGCAAAGUAUCUUGUGGGGGAGUUAAAAAAAACAAAAGGAUUACCAUGUGACCCUACCUUCAUCCUUGGGUGUGCUCCUUGCAAUGUAAUCUGCUCUGUCAUUUUCCAGAAACAUUUUGAAUAUAAAGAUCAGAAAUUUCUAUAUUUAAUGAAGUGUUUAGACGAAAACAUCAAGAUCGCAAGUUCCCCAUGGAUGCAGAUCUACAGUUCUUUUCCAUCUUUAUUACAUUAUCUCCCUGGAUCUCAUCACAAAAUAAUUAAAAAUGUUCAUUUACAACAUGAAUUUAUUUUGGAAGAAGUGAAGGAGCACCAAAGGACACUGGACCCCAGUAAUCCUCGGGACUUCAUUGACUGUUUCCUGAUGAAAAUGGAGCAGGAAAAGCAACAACCGCAGUCUGAAUUUACCAUUAAAAACUUGGUCUGUACUGUAACUGAUCUAUUUGCAGCAGGAAUAGAGACAACCAGCACUACCCUGAGAUAUGGACUCCUGAUUCUCCUGAAACACCCUGAGAUAACAG